GUAGAGAUUUAAUCAAUAACUUAAACAUUUGAUUCGGUGAAUACUUUAAAUAGGGAAAGGUAGAAGAUAAAUCGAAAUUGUACACACAAGAGAGCAAUCUAGCAAUAGAGUCAACAACACUCAACAUCAAAACCAUAAAUAAAUAAAGGAACAUUAGCCGUCCAUGAAUUAACGCACACAAAAAACUAAAGAGGAGUCAAGAAACACAUACUUUUCCCGGGUGAAUGGUUCUCACUAGUACCUACAUAAUUGCUUUGAAGUUGACUUUCUAUAUAAUAGAGACAAAAGCGGUCCCUAGAGCUAACGUAACUAUAGUGUCGUGUUCUGUACCAACGCAUAGCUUGGCUUUUACUUUUGUCUAGCUAAGCUUAUCUACUUACAUUUCUUAAAUGUAUAAUCAUUUGCACUUUUAAUACGAAACGAAAUAACCAAAGCAAAUCAUUUCUUAAAUAUACAUAACAUUUGUUAAUUAACUCGAGAGGAGACAAGAACCCAAAAGCAUCUUGUAUCUUUACACAAGAACAUCAAUAUAAUGUUGUGAUAUAUAGGUCAUCCAAGCAUCUUGCUUAUGCCGAUAAUGCAAAACUGUGUCUGUAAUAACCGAGCAACAACUUUAACUAAGAGCACACAAACAUGAUUCAUGUAGCACAUAAAUAACAUAUUGUCAGUUAACGGAGACAAGACAUUCAAACAAAUCUUGUAUGUUUACCCCCCAAAAAAUAGUAAUUUAAUCUUAAAAAAUUAUAUCGUCUCAACACACAAGAACAUCAAUAUAUGUGGUACAGCUGAAAUGUCGUGAUAUAUAGGUCAUCCCCUGAUCCCCUAAGCAUAUAGAUAAACUGUGUAUUGUUUAUAUAACAAACAAAAGAACUAUAAAUAGUUUAUGAUUUGGACAUAAAAUAUAUUAGUUUACGGGAAUUACGUAAUAUGUCACAUAAGCCGUAAUUGACCACAUAACUAAUUUCGUGACACUAGUCUCUCUAUAUAUAAGUUUCUCAAUCUUUACUCCAUAAACCAUAUCUCUCUCUUUAUUCUUUAUUCAACAAAACUCUCUCGUGAGAUCCUAAUGGAUACACAUUCACUCAUCACCUCCGCGUUCCGAUGGCCGUCAAGUCGCCGGAAGGUCUAUAUUCGUCGGCGUAAGCCGCAAGUUGUACGUCUUGGCGGAAGAAACAGUGGGCCACGUGGGAGAUUCUCGCUCAAGAGGGUGGUGAGAAGGAUGAAGUUCAAGUGGCUGAGACUGUACUAUGUCAAGCUCGUGAAGAUGAUCAAAGGGUAUUAUCGUAACGUGGCGCAGGAGUUUGCUGACGCCGGAGCUGCAACUAUCCAGCAGCGGAUGACGGUGGAAACGGCUGCUUUUGCCGCUCCGGGCUUGGGGCUAUCUUUCUGUCCCGUGUCUGGUCAACGUUUUUUUCUUGUUUAGCUAAAAUUUUCAAGUUAAUUUUUAAUAGUUUUAAAGUAAUUAAUUACCUUUGUACUAUUUUUCGGAAUUUCCUAUUAUACUACUUUGAAUUUCUUAUGAAAAGUAGGUGUAGUAAAAUAAAUUUAUAUUUAACAGUUCUGUC
Brassica rapa (field mustard) is the source of this 1565-nucleotide messenger RNA. RefSeq lists its product as uncharacterized. The record is from RefSeq and is a predicted model, not a curated record. NCBI's taxonomy places the organism in Eukaryota, Viridiplantae, Streptophyta, Magnoliopsida, Brassicales, Brassicaceae.